AUGGAAGUUUUGACAGAGCUAAUAACUCCAGGAUGGGCAGUGGACCUUGGUAGCAAUGAUCACACGACAAAGUUCUGGUGCAGAAAUAGGCCUGGAGAUCCAGCUCGUGAUAAAUUCAUCGUAGGCCAAAGCCAAGGUUUUGGUGAGCAAAAUCCUGCUCUUGCCGCUCGCAUGCCUGGUAAUUUCCCUGGGCCUGAGGCCCCAACAACUCCAGGACCAUUUGCUGCUGGGUUAACAAGAAAUGAGGGAACCAUUCCAGGGGUUGGAGUUGCAAUGCCAUUUUCUAUUCCAUCUCUUGAUUCAUCAGCCCAUGGAGAACAGAAGCCAUCUGUUUCAGUAUCAAUGCCUUUAGGAGCUCCUCCUCUCCCGCCUGGUCCACAUCCAUCUCUUCUUGCAGCUAAUCAGCAGCAAGCAUAUCAACAAACUGCUCAGCAUGUCCAGCAGCAACACCAAGGACUACCCCAGCAAAUGAUGUCUUUGCCUUUGCCACCACCGAAUUUGCCACAGCUGCAGCCCCCAUCCCAUUUACCUCUCCUACCACAUCCUCAUUUACGCCCUCCACACCAGUUGCCACCACUUAAUAUGCCUUCAAACACCCCGUCUUCGAUGCCAGGAUCUUUGCCCAUUCCAUCAAUGCCCUCUUCGAUGCCAAUGCAGAUGCCUGGUCCAAUGGGUAUGCAAGGUACAAUAAAUCACAUGGUUCCUCCACUACAGCAAGGCCAUUUCAUGGGCAUGAAUCCCAUCCACUCAGGAUCUGUAUCACAGGGAGGAAUUCCAAACGGGUUGCCUAAUAUGCAGGGCCCUUCAAAUGCAGGUGGUGCCCAAAUGUAUCAACCAGGGAGUGCAUUCAACAGGCCACAAGCUGGGCAGAUGCCACCGAUGCUGGGGCUCAAUCCCUACCAGUCUGGUAAUCCGAAUGCUGCAGGCAUGGGAACAUUGCAAACAAAUUUUGGUAUGCCGUCUGGUAUGCAUCCGCCGCUGCCUCCAGGUCCCCCACCACAUGGCCAAACACCUCAGUAGAUCAUGUAUAGUACCAUUCAUCAGAGCUUGUAUGAGCCGUUGGCUAGGGCUAUGGGAAUGCAACAAACUCUCUCUCUCUCUCUCUCUCUCUCUCCAGUGUUUCUUUUGUUGUGGUUGCUCACUUAUGCUACCUGUACAAUCUAAUUUAAAAUUUUCAUGAGAUAGCUCUUUUCUUUUUAUUCAGAGUUUUUAAACAGAAGUCUGAGUGACUUCAUAAAUUCGCUGCUUUUGCUUUGAUCCAUGGCUGAAACAAAUUUCAGCUUGUUUAUACUUCAUGGACUUAGAUGGAGGUAUUUACUGUGGAUUGUUAUUUUUGAAGAAGUUGAAGGGGAAACAAAGAGGGGUCUGUGUUUAAACUUCUUAAGGUUGGGGCAAAUUUCCAGCCCAAAACAAUGUUUUUGGCUCAAAACUAGUGUAGUAUUAUACAUCAUAUUCAUAACAUAUUUUGAAAGGGCCUGGACCAAAACUUUCG
Molecule: messenger RNA, 1492 nt
Organism: Ilex paraguariensis (yerba mate)
Lineage: Eukaryota; Viridiplantae; Streptophyta; Magnoliopsida; Aquifoliales; Aquifoliaceae
Source: the annotation of a GenBank genome assembly